GAGUCCUCUCGCUCCAACAGACCACUGGGACUUUUUCUUCUCUCCUACCAGACGAAGGGGCGGAAACGAUCCCUCUGACUGUAUGAAGCUGAGGAUCUUUAUCUCCACAACACAUCCAUUCAAUCCCAGACUUUGGACCUGCACAGUCGCGAGGCAGAGGCUGUCGCGUGGGUUAGUUUCUGCUCGGAGAGGAACUUAAUAAAUUAAACUGUAAGUCAUCGGAACCUGCUGGUCCCCAGGUCUACCUGAUGAGUAUGAGCCUGACUACAGAACCCCCUAACGAUGCUCCCGCUGUCACAGAAGCUGUUUCUGACCCAUCAGAGACCAAACUGCCCACACCUGAGAAGAAGGAGAAGAAGCCAGAUGACGUAGCCGAGGAAGAGGAGGAGGAGGAAGAAUACGUGGUGGAAAAGGUCCUGAACCGGCGGGUGGUGAAGGGGAGAGUAGAGUAUCUUCUGAAGUGGAAAGGCUUUUCAAACAGUGAAGACAACACGUGGGAACCAGAAGACAAUCUGGACUGUCCAGAUCUGAUCGCAGAGUUUCUGCAGUCCCAGAAAACGGCGCACGAGGGGAAGAGGAAGGCAGCCGGGGAAGGAGAGGGAGGAGACGAAAGCAAAUCAAAGAAGAAGAAAGAUGACACAGAGAAGCUAAGGGGCUUUGCUCGAGGGCUGGAUCCAGAACGGAUUAUUGGAGCCACAGAUUCCACAGGAGAACUCAUGUUCCUCAUGAAAUGGAAGAACUCUGACGAAGCAGACUUGGUGCCAGCGAAGGAAGCUAACGUGAAGUGUCCGCAGGUGGUCAUCUCCUUCUACGAGGAGAGACUCACCUGGCACUCGUACCCGACCGAGGACGAGAAGAAAGAUGACAAGAACUAACGCAGGGCAGCGGGGCCGGGGGACAGAGAGGAGCUGUAGUUUUGAACUUCAUUGUACUUUCGACAUGGGAGGGGAGGGGGGGGGAGAAGACAAGCAAGACAAGCAAGACAAGCAAGACACCACCGACUCAUUCGUCUUUUGGUGUAGCUCGACUCUUUGGUUCUAUUUUUCUCUGGAUGUAAUCAGAUUGUAAAUAAGCUUCAGGUUUGCUCGACAAAUCCCAGCCUGACUUUAAAUGUCUGAGCGCAGUGUUACUCUCCAGCAUCCAGUCCAGUUUUCAGGCCGCGUCAGUAUCCGUUACAAACAAAUCCAGUGCAGUGAUUUCAUCUUGCUCUUAAAUCGUUUCAGUGAGGUGAUUUUUUUUUUACUCGUGUGCCAUUUCUAAUUUAGUUUUUUACUUGGUACAAAGUUCUGUUGAUCUUAGCCGUUUCCUUAGGACUUGUUUGGUGUAUGAUUAUAAACCCUUUUCAGUGAUUGAUUUGGUCAUUAGUAAUCUUUGUAGUGAUUUUCAUUCUAAUGUCUUGCUUGUCAGUUUUUGGAGAAUAAACCACUUUUUGUUA
This is a messenger RNA of Notolabrus celidotus (New Zealand spotty), 1435 nucleotides long. RefSeq names its product chromobox homolog 1b (HP1 beta homolog Drosophila) (gene cbx1b). Bases 249 to 875 code for a protein of 208 amino acids. Gene Ontology annotation, molecular function: chromatin binding. NCBI's taxonomy places the organism in Eukaryota, Metazoa, Chordata, Actinopteri, Labriformes, Labridae. Gene Ontology annotation, biological process: chromatin organization; negative regulation of transcription by RNA polymerase II. Gene Ontology annotation, cellular component: nucleus; pericentric heterochromatin. The record is from RefSeq and is a predicted model, not a curated record. The transcript has 6 exons.